AUGGCCCCCAGUAGAACUCUUCUGACGGCUGUUGCCCUGCUGGGAGCCAUUGCACAAGCUGCAGGUGUUUCAGGUACUGCUGUUGGGUUCGCGAUAGGCACGACUGGUGGCGGCAAUGCCAGGUCAGCCGCUCCCAGCGACAUCUCCCAACUUACGGGGUGGUUGACUAAGAAACUCCACGGUAGCCAGGAUAAUUGCACCGACUGCAAAUGCUGCAUUCCUUCGUCCAACUCGUGCGGUAGCUCGGUCCAGAACGCUAUUGAUUUGGACUCGUCCUCCUGGUGUGGAAGCUAUCCCACUACGACUUGUACUUACGACAAAGCUGCUAUCGACGGCAUGCAUUUCGCAUCGAACAAAUCUAUUGUUGGUGUUUGUAGUACCGGUGUUAUUCGUGGCAAAGGCUUGCGUCUGGUGAAUGGUGUUAGCAAAGUUAUCAUUCAGAACGUUCAUAUUACCGAGCUUAACCCGUGGUAUAUCUGA
Messenger RNA from Penicillium daleae, 480 nucleotides. Its product is annotated as pectin lyase F. The record is from RefSeq and is a predicted model, not a curated record. NCBI's taxonomy places the organism in Eukaryota, Fungi, Ascomycota, Eurotiomycetes, Eurotiales, Aspergillaceae. The transcript is spliced from 2 exons. Bases 1 to 480 code for a protein of 159 amino acids.